This is a messenger RNA of Closterium sp. Naga37s-1, 3027 nucleotides long. The record is from the annotation of a GenBank genome assembly. Lineage: Eukaryota; Viridiplantae; Streptophyta; Zygnematophyceae; Desmidiales; Closteriaceae.
AUGGCGGUUGCAUCAGCAGCCGCAGCAACCAUUCCAAGUGGAUGUACCUUGAGGCUGCCUACGAGAACAGCUUCUAUCGCGGAUAUCAAAGUCGUGUCGGCUCCUGCGUUAUCAGCGUCAGAAGAACGUCCACGUGGCACCUCCACAUUGGCCUUCUGGUUAAGGCAGGGGAAUGGCUCCGGCAAGGAGAGGUCAGGCGGAGCAUCGUGUCCGUCAGAUGUGCCUCGAGAGGACGAUGAGUACGAGACCCAACGGCUGAGGAAAUCGAAGCUGAAGCGCAAGGCAGAGGCGAGCACAGGGGAAGACGAGCACAGAAGCAUUGAGGAGCAGCAGGGGCUGGCGCAGCAGCGGGUGGAGCAGCAGGGGCUGGCGCAGCAGCGGGUGGAGCAGCAGGGGCUGGCGCAGCAGCGUGUUCGGGAGGAGGUGGGGUGUACUUCCUGGGAGGAGGUGGGGUUGUACUUCCUGGGAGGAGGUGGGGUGUACUUCCUGGGAGGAGGUGGGGUGUACUUCCUGGGAGGAGGUGGGGUGUACUUCCUGGGAGGAGGUGGGGUGUACUUCCUGGGAGGAGGUGGGGUGUACUUCCUGGGAGGAGGUGGGGUGUACUUCCUGGGAGGAGGUGGGGUGUACUUCCUGGGAGGAGGUGGGGUGUACUUCCUGGGAGGAGGUGGGGUGUACUUCCUGGGAGGAGGUGGGGUGUACUUCCUGGGAGGAGGUGGGGUGUACUUCCUGGGAGGAGGUGGGGUGUACUUCCUGGGAGGAGGUGGGGUGUACUUCCUGGGAGGAGGUGGGGUGUACUUCCUGGGAGGAGGUGGGGUGUACUUCCUGGGAGGAGGUGGGGUGUACUUCCUGGGAGGAGGUGGGGUGUACUUCCUGGGAGGAGGUGGGGUGUACUUCCUGGGAGGAGGUGGGGUGUACUUCCUGGGAGGAGGUGGGGUGUACUUCCUGGGAGGAGGUGGGGUGUACUUCCUGGGAGGAGGUGGGGUGUACUUCCUGGGAGGAGGUGGGGUGUACUUCCUGGGAGGAGGUGGGGUGUACUUCCUGGGAGGAGGUGGGGUGUACUUCCUGGGAUUUAAGCAAGGAUGGAGGAAUGAGAGGGUGGUGCAGACAGUAGCAGGGACCGCGGGGAGUGCAGGGUGUGAAGGGGUUGCGGCAGGGCGGAUCGUGCUCAUCACCCAUGCAGAGUGCACCGCAGUGCAGCUGGCAAAGCACAAGCGUGCCUGGAACCACGGCCAGCAGGUCACCCUCGUUUCGUGUCACCCACCGCUUGCCUGCGUGAAGGAAGAGGAGAAAAGGAGAAAUAGCAGCGGUGUUGGAGAGGGCAAUGGGUGUGAGCCCCACGUGGCUGCUGGGCGGCCAAUGGAAGUUUGGAUUGGUGGAGGGGCAAGUGCAGGUGGGAGUGCUGGAGAGGGCAAUGGGUGUGAGCCCCACGUGGCUGCUGGGCGGCCAAUGGAAGGUGGGAGUGCUGGAGAGGGGCAUGAGAGUCACACCCAUCUGGCUGCUCUGCUGGGUGGCGUGUUUGUACGUCCGUGGGAGGCAGCUGGUGGGGUGCCUCCCAUGCCCAGCCGGGUCAUGCACAUUCCAUGUGCUAUUGUUAAUGAGGAGUCGUUUGAGUCGACUCACACGCACUCCCCGCAGACUCCCCCAUCCCUCGUCGCUCUCUCUCCCCCACAGGCAUAUCUAACAUGCAGUGCUGGUUUCCGCACCACCAACCCCUGCCUUGCCUCCCCUACGAUCGCUGCUACUCCUGCUCCUCCUGUCUCUCCUCCUGCCACAGCUAGUGUGCUCCCUUCGACUGCCGUCCCCUCUGCUCCAAAUUUUCGUCCUCUUCCUGCUGCUCCUCCCAGCCCCGCUUCUGAUUCACACCCUGCAAAAGAAACCCAGCCGAGUGCAAGGGUGCGUGGCCCACGGGACGCGGCAGAGCAACCAGCAGAGCCGCUGACUGGUGUGGCUGUAGAGGAGGAGGAUCAAAAGGACGAGCUGUGUGCAGCGGUGUGUGGGGUGAGGGCGGUUUGGGUGCACCCGGCACACCGGCGGAGGGGAGUUGCCACUGAGAUGAUCAAGGCUGUGAGCACAUACACUUCCACCUCGCCCAUGUGUUCUCACCUCGCCCAUGUGUUCUCACCUCGCCCAUGUGUUCUCAACUUUCACAUGCUCUCCAUUGCACCUGUCCCUUCACUUCCUUACACACUCCCGCCAUUCCACAUUCACAAUAUUUUGUUCAUCCUACCACAUCCCAACCCUAAGCCUUUUUCAUCACAUCCCCCCAUGCCUUUGCCCAUGCCUGCUCGCUCUCCCCGUCUUCUUCCUCUCACUUUCCCCUCGCACCUGCUUGAUUCGCCACCUUCCUUCCCCCUCUCCCCACCACCUUUGCCUGGCGAUCACUUUAUCUAUGCCAGCUCACUCUCACCAUCUUGCCUCACCAUCUCUCACUGCCUCCGCCCCCACCCCAUUUCCCCCCUUUUCCCCCUUUCACUGCCCCGCCAUCCUGGUUCCACCACUGCAUCUCCUUCGGCUAUACCUGCUCGCUCUCGCCACUUUGCCUCACCAUCUCUCACUGCCUCCUCCCCCACCUCCUUUCCCCCCUCCCACUGCCUGCCAUCACAUCCCCCCCACCACAGCAUCUCCUUCGCCUAUGCCUGCACGCUCUCACCAACCAACUCCCCACUUUGUUUCCCCUUUGUCAACCACCCCCCUUUUCCCCCUCCCCUCCCAACCGGCCCGCCCCUGGCCGCUCUUGCUUGCAUCUCCUUCGCCUAUGCCUGCACGCUCUCACCAACUCAGAUCGCAUUCUCGCAGCCAACCGAGUCAGGCAGGGCCUUCGCAGCUGCGCCUGACCAUUUCUCACUGCCUUCCCCCACACCCCCUUCUUCCCCUCACUACCUGACCAUCCUCUUAUACCGCAGCGUCUCCUUCGCCUAUGCCUGCACGCUCUCACCGACUCAGAUCGCAUUCUCGCAGCCAACCGAGUCAGGCAGGGCCUUCGCUGCUGCGCUCUGCCAUCCCAAGCCCUUCCUGGUGUACAAAUAA